Molecule: messenger RNA, 2685 nt
Organism: Pollicipes pollicipes
Lineage: Eukaryota; Metazoa; Arthropoda; Thecostraca; Pollicipedomorpha; Pollicipedidae
Product: serine/threonine-protein phosphatase 2A 65 kDa regulatory subunit A alpha isoform
Exons: 11
Coding region: 87-1913 (608 amino acids)
Biological process (GO): protein dephosphorylation
Cellular component (GO): nucleus; cytoplasm; protein phosphatase type 2A complex
Molecular function (GO): protein binding; protein phosphatase regulator activity
Source: RefSeq, a predicted model, not a curated record
GGUAGUUUUGCAGCGGGUGAGGGCGGUUGAGUCAGGGUUCGUGGUGGAGUCCAGCUUUGUUAAGAGUUUUACAAGUCGCUGCAGCAAUGUCAGGAACAGAUAGUGCGGGUGAUGAAUCUCUUUACCCGAUUGCAGUUCUGAUCGACGAGCUUCGAAAUGAAGACGUUCAGCUGCGGUUAAACUCUGUAAAGAAGCUGUCAACAAUUGCACUGGCUCUGGGUGUUGAGCGCACCAGGAAUGAGCUGAUUCCUUUUCUCACUGAGACUAUUUAUGAUGAGGAUGAAGUGCUUCUUGCCCUGGCUGAGCAGCUAGGCAACUUCACAAAGUUAGUUGGAGGAUCAGAAUAUGUCUUCUGUCUUCUGCCAGCACUGGAGUCUCUGGCCCAGGUGGAGGAGACGGUGGUGCGCGACAAGGCGGUGGAGUCGCUGCGCUCUGUCUCGAACCACCACACCUCUGGCGACCUGGAGGUGCACUUUGUGCCACUGGUAAAGCGGCUGGCCUCGGGUGACUGGUUCACCUCCCGCACCUCCAGCUGCGGCCUUUUCGCCGUCUGCUACCCAUGCGUCAACGACAAGCUCAAAGCCGAGCUGCGGGUGAACUUCCGCAACCUGUGCCAGGACGACACUCCGAUGGUGCGCCGCGCCGCCGCCAGCAAGCUGGGCGAGUUCGCCAAGGUCGUGUCCAACGAGCACCUCAAAUCCGAGGUCAUCCCCAUGUUCACCGACCUGGCCGGCGAUGAGCAGGACUCUGUGCGCCUGCUGGCGGUGGAGGCAUGCGUCAGCAUCGGCUCGCUGCUGGCACGCACCGACGUCGAGCAGCUGCUGAUGCCCACCCUCCGCCAGUGCGUCGAGGACCAGUCCUGGCGCGUCAGGUACAUGGUGGCGGACCACUUCACGGAGCUGCAACUGGCCGUGGGUCCGGACAUCACCACCGCCGACCUGGUGCCGGCCUUCCAGUCGCUGCUGAAGGACUGUGAGGCCGAGGUGCGCGCCGCCGCCGCUCAGAAGGUCAAGGACUUCUGCGACAACCUGGACAUGACGACGCGCGAGACGCAGAUCGUCACGCACAUCCUGCCCUGCGUCAAGGAGCUGGUGACGGACGCCAACCAGCACGUCAAGUCGGCGCUGGCAGGCGUCAUCAUGGGCCUGUCGCCCAUCCUGGGCAAGAACAACACGGUGGAGCACCUGCUGCCGCUCUUCCUGACGCAGCUGAAGGACGACUGCCCCGAAGUCCGGCUCAACAUCAUCUCCAACGUCGACUGUGUCAAUGAGGUCAUCGGCAUCCAGCAGCUGUCCCAGUCCCUGCUGCCGGCCAUCGUGGAGCUGGCCGAGGACACCAAGUGGCGCGUCCGACUGGCCAUCAUCAACUACAUGCCGCUGCUGGCCGGCCAGCUGGGCGUCGAGUUCUUCGACGAGAAGCUCAGCCAGCUGUGCAUGACGUGGCUAAUCGACCACGUGUUCGCCAUACGGGACGCGGCCACUGUCAACCUGCGCCGCCUGGUGGAGAAGUUCGGCUCCGAGUGGGCCCAGAGCGCGGUCAUUCCCAAGGUGGUGGCCAUGGCGCGCGACCAGAACUACCUGCACCGCAUGACCUGCCUCUUCUGCAUCAAUGUGCUGGCCGAGGCGUGCGGUGCCGAGGUUACGCUCUCGCUCAUGCUGCCCACCGUGCUCGGUAUGGCAAACGACAACGUCGCCAACGUCCGCUUCAACGUGGCCAAGACGCUGCAGCGGAUGUGCGCCGUGGUCGAGCCCGGUGCUGUGCAGUCUCAGGUGAAGCCGAUCUUGGACAAGCUGAACGCCGACCCCGAUAUAGACGUAAAGUUCUAUGCGUCGGAGGCCAUGACUGCCCUGGGUCUGGACGGCGCGGCGCGCCCGGCCUCGUUCGGCCGCGAGGUGCCGGCGGCCGCCAUGUGAGCUGGUGACCCGCCCGGCGCCGCCGCCGCCGUCGCCGCCGCCGUCGCCCGUCGCGCGGCGCUCUCCGUGUAGUGAAGUGUGCCCACCCGCGACCUCCGACAAGCUCGGCCGUGUGACGUUCCACAGUGGUCUCAUCAAGGCUAUCGGGAGCACGCGCCCCGCGAUUCCUCGGCGCAUGGCGCGCCCGUGGCGCCGUCUUUACCUCGCGUACCGCGACCAGUGCGUGCACUUCGUGUCCCUAUCACCGCUGACUGGCGGAGAGAUGGCAGCACCGCUGGCCACCGUGGAGCCGGAGACAGCUGGGAAAGGCGUGCACAUGUGAACAGCACCUGCUGUAUCCCAACGCAGCUUGGUGGGGCACCGGACUGGAUGUGUGUUAACGGGUGUCGGAUGCUCGCGGUGUUGAAUGAUCCUCGCUGUCACCUGACUAUUGUAGGACGUAUUGUGCACCUCUGAGAAAUUGCAUCAACAUCUCAACCAAAACAUUACCACUCCUGCAGGUAUGCGACGGGACCGGACUCGUCUGCGGCUAGGGAGGUCAACAUAAUGCUAUGACUGUAGAUUUAACAUGCCUCGAUUAGAACAUUCACUGACAUAUGGUGUCCGCACUGUGCAUUGGAACAUAAACCAAAGCUGACGGGGUUCAGAGGCCCAUACAUGUUUUUUUCUUAAUUGUGUAAUUGGUAUCAUCAGGUAAAAAGAAUAAACCGCAGAAUAUGUUGUCAACAUUCAUGCAUUUUUUUGCUCCAGAAAAUAGAAAUGAUUCUCGCUG